This is a messenger RNA of Poeciliopsis prolifica (blackstripe livebearer), 2517 nucleotides long. RefSeq lists its product as uncharacterized. NCBI's taxonomy places the organism in Eukaryota, Metazoa, Chordata, Actinopteri, Cyprinodontiformes, Poeciliidae. The transcript is spliced from 14 exons. Bases 19 to 1143 code for a protein of 374 amino acids. The record is from RefSeq and is a predicted model, not a curated record.
UUUUCUUGUCUGAACACGAUGACAGGAGCUGAACUUCUGUCUUUAACCAAACAAAGUUCACCAGCUAACAUUGAUUUAACAUGUUUUUACCUGAAAUUACACCAAUCUCCAAAGAGUAACCUGCUCACCAUCAUCAUACAAUUUCCUCCACCUGAACUGACUGUGUAUCCACAGCAGAUCACAGUUUCAGACUCAGUCACAGUGAACUGUGGGAAUCCUUCAUCUGUUUCUGUGGAGAAUUGUUUUUUAUAUUUCAUAAACUCAAAGAUGACCAGAAGCAUUUCCUGUGAGCAAACACUGAUUACAGGAAGUGAGCUCCUGAUGAUGACACAUCAAACUUCACCUGCUGAGGUUGAAUUAAAAUGUUAUUACAUGGUGAAGCGUGGAGGACUGCAUCAGUCUCCAUACAGCAAAACGUCUACAGUCACCGUCCACAAUGUUCAGGAAACAGAAUCGACCAAGUUUCAGAGAGUAACGACUGUCAGUGUGACUGAUGAUGUUCAGGAAACAGAAUCGACCACGUUUCAGAGAGUAACGACUGUCAGUGUGACUGAUGGUCAAACAUUUAGGACAACAGUGGAAACAGAAAGUCCAUUUUCUGAUCCGCCAUCAUCAGUGAAUCCUUCAUUAUUUGGUACAACAGAUUCAAGUGGAAGUACCACAGUCAACACUUUAGGCUCAGUUUCUACUUUGUCAACGUCACCAUCAGAGGCACCAGCUGUUGAGAAUAAGGAUUUUCCUGCAACCACUGCAGCAAAUUGGAAAUUCGAAACUAAAUGGAUGUAUGUAGCUGUACCUGGUUUUGGAGUAUUUGUGGGAGUAGUUUUGCUUGUGGGACUUCUCUGUUCCUUCAGAUGGAGAAGUGAUAAAAAAACUUACCGGAGAUCACGAGGCUUUAAUGAUAACUUCAUAGGAAUGAGGAAUGUCACUAAUGGAGGACUGUUACCUGUUGGGGAUGAAGAUGGCUACCACACAGUCACCUCCGUUCCUGCAGACGAUUCUGCAACUGAAUCUGUUGCGAUUAACAGACAGAACUCUCAAAAUGAAAAUCAUGAUGUUUACCACGUUUACUCCACCAUCCCUGAUGAACCAGAAGAACCGACCGUAGUGAAGGAGCUGUACUACACCAUACAAGCUCACUGAAAAACAGCUUUUGUUUAAAGACGCAUUAAAAUAUCCGCUAAAUGUACAGUUACAGAUUAUGAUUUUAUAGAUAUUUUUAUUAUUAUCAUUUCAUAAUUGUUGUUCCUUUCCUUUCUGGACUAUAAUUACUUUUAAAAACGCAGUGCUGUUUUAUCUGUUCAGCUGUUUUCUUUUUGUGACAAAAUUCAAUGUUUAAAAAUGUUAAAAUUUUAUGUAUUUUUUUAUUUUUGUUUUGGGGGAGUAUGUCUUUGUCAGUCUUGCACAUCUGGAGAUGAAAGGUUUUUCUCAAGAUUAAAUUAAGAACAACUGAAAACCUAAAAUUAUUCCAAAGAAUGACAUUUAAAUUAAAGUCUAAACUUUAACUAGGACAUUUUAAACAGCAACUUCAUUACACUUCUGCUUGUGUGGUUUUGGUUAUCCAGUACUGAAUCUCCUUUAGCAGGUUUUGUGCCACUGUUGUUUUGUAUUUGCCUCCAUAAAAGCAGCUUCUCUCUUCUUAAUAAAACCAACCUCAGCCUGAUGCAGCUUCUUCCAUGUUUCAGUUUGUUGGUUUUCAGUCGUGCUGUUUGUUUUCUGUGAAACUUCAUUUUGUUCUAAUCUAAUGAGAGUAGAUUUUUAGCAGUAUCACAUUUUAUUUAGGGGAAUCUUCAGAUGUUUUGUUUACUGUGAACUUAUGUAUCAUUGUCCUUUCACUUUGCAAUGAUGAGCCACUUUGUUACGUCGAAAUCUAUGGAAACAGAUUUGUGCCAAUAAUACCACACAAAAUGUUUUACUUCUGAAAUGCUUCUUCUGUUUCCUUAAUUUUAGUUUUUAUCCUGUCAACCUCUUUGUUGGUGUAACUACUUAUUGUUCUUUUCUUGAUAUAUGGAAAUACAUUUCUAAAUGUUUUUGUCACUGGAUGUUAAUUUUUAACAAGUAUUAUCUGAAAUGAUCAUAUUCAGAGUCAGAAAAGCCAAAAUUAAAACUUAACCCAACACAAAAAUACUGACUAAACUAAGUUACGUAGUUUUGGCAAUGUUGGUGACUUAUUGUGGUUUUAAUUCAUUUGAAGAAGGAAAGGAGAGAAUCAUCAACUGAGAUAAUCAACCUGAAGAGGAAAAAUAUUGAUCUGCAAAGUUAUCCAUUGAUUGCUUCUUGUUUAAGAUUGGCUUUAGUUCUUUAAAUUACUUUUGAUGCACUGCACAAACAUUAUGGGAAUUGUUUGAUAUUUCAAUUUAUGGCGGCGCCUGUUUUAGUUGUUUGCUGUUCCGAAUGUUUCCCUCCUCUGAUACAAUGUCUGGUUAAGAAUCGUAACUUGAACAAGAUUAAAUAAAACAACAGAGACUCAUCUGCUCAUGUUUGCACAGUUGUUAGUUUCCGCUGAAGUCAGCAGCA